Molecule: messenger RNA, 468 nt
Organism: Blumeria graminis f. sp. triticale
Lineage: Eukaryota; Fungi; Ascomycota; Leotiomycetes; Helotiales; Erysiphaceae
Source: the annotation of a GenBank genome assembly
AUGGUUCAAGUUGGAGACAAAAUACCUAGCAUUGACUUGGAUGAAAAUUCACCUUCAAAACAAGUAGACCUUAGCAAGGAGCUAGCGAAGGGAAAGGGGCUUAUCAUUGGAGUACCAGCUGCUUUUAGUCCAACGUGUUCCGAUACUCACAUCCCCAACUACAUCGGACAUCCCUCUCUGUCCAAGGCUGGAAGCGUAUUUGUUGUGUCAGUUAACGAUGCUUUCGUAAUGAACGCUUGGGGAAAAAGUCUCGAUAAGGAAAAGUCAUCGGGUAUACGAUUCCUCGGGGAUAAAGCCGCCGCCUUUAGCAAAGCUCUAGCUGUCGAGUUCGAUGCGACUCCUGUCCUGGGAGGCAUCAGAAGUAAGCGAUAUGCUAUAACCACGGAGGAUGGAACAGUCACGGGGGUCUUCGUCGAGCCUGAUAACACGGGAUUGGACGUGAGUGCAGCAGAAAAAAUACUGGCAUAA